Molecule: messenger RNA, 3833 nt
Organism: Microcebus murinus (gray mouse lemur)
Lineage: Eukaryota; Metazoa; Chordata; Mammalia; Primates; Cheirogaleidae
Gene: CHSY1
Product: chondroitin sulfate synthase 1
Cellular component (GO): Golgi cisterna membrane
Molecular function (GO): glucuronosyl-N-acetylgalactosaminyl-proteoglycan 4-beta-N-acetylgalactosaminyltransferase activity
Source: RefSeq, a predicted model, not a curated record
AUGGCCGCGCGCGGCCGGCGCUGGCUCAGCGUGCUGCUCGGGCUGGUGCUGGGCUUCGUGCUGGCCUCGCGGCUGGUGCUGCCCCGCGCCUCCGAGCUGAAGCGAGCGGGUCCACGGCGCCGUGCCAGCCCCGAGGGCUGCCGGCCCGGCCCGGCGGCGGCGGCGGCGGCUCCCCAGGCCGGCGGGGCGCGCAGUGAUGCGCGCGGGGCGCAGCUCUGGCCGCACGGCUCGGCCGCGGAUGGCGGCCCGCGGGACAAGAACUUUCUCUUCGUGGGAGUCAUGACCGCCCAGAAAUACCUGCAGACCCGCGCUUUGGCUGCCUACAGAACGUGGUCCAAGACAAUUCCUGGGAAAGUUGAAUUCUUCUCUAGUGAGGGUUCAGACACAUCUCUACCAAUUCCCAUAGUGCCACUACGGGGCGUGGAUGACUCCUACCCCCCCCAGAAGAAGUCUUUUAUGAUGCUCAAGUACAUGCAUGACCACUACUUGGACAAAUAUGAAUGGUUUAUGAGAGCAGAUGAUGAUGUUUACAUCAAAGGAGAUCGGCUAGAGAAUUUUCUGAGGAGUUUGAAUAGCAGCGAGCCCCUCUUUCUUGGGCAGACGGGACUGGGCACCACGGAAGAAAUGGGAAAACUGGCCCUCGAGCCUGGUGAGAACUUCUGCAUGGGGGGGCCUGGCGUGAUCAUGAGCCGGGAGGUACUUCGGAGAAUGGUCCCACACAUUGGCAAGUGUCUCCGGGAAAUGUACACCACCCACGAGGACGUGGAGGUGGGAAGAUGUGUCCGGAGGUUUGCAGGGGUGCAGUGUGUCUGGUCUUACGAGAUGCAGCAGCUUUUCUAUGAGAAUUAUGAACAGAACAAAAAGGGGUACAUUAGAGAUCUCCAUAACAGUAAAAUUCACCGAGCCAUCACAUUGCACCCCAACAAAAACCCGCCCUACCAGUACAGACUCCACAGCUACAUGCUCAGCCGCAAAAUAGCCGAACUUCGUCAUCGCACAAUACAGCUCCACCGAGAAAUCGUCCUGAUGAGCAAAUACAGCAACACCGAGGUUCAUAAAGAAGACCUCCAGCUGGGAAUUCCUCCUUCCUUUAUGAGGUUUCAGGCCCGCCAACGAGAGGAGAUUCUGGAAUGGGAGUUUCUGACUGGGAAAUACUUGUAUUCAGCAGCUGAUGGCCAGCCCCCUCGAAGGGGCAUGGACUCUGCUCAGAGGGAAGCCUUGGACGACAUUGUCAUGCAGGUCAUGGAGAUGAUCAACGCCAACGCCAAGACCAGAGGGCGCAUCAUCGACUUCAAGGAGAUCCAGUACGGCUACCGUCGGGUGAACCCCAUGUAUGGGGCCGAGUACAUCCUGGACCUGCUGCUUCUGUACAAAAAGCACAAAGGGAAGAAGAUGACGGUUCCCGUGAGGAGGCAUGCAUAUUUACAGCAGACUUUCAGCAAGAUCCAGUUUGUGGAACAUGAGGCAUUGGACGCAAAGGAAUUGGCCAAGAAAAUCAAUCAAGAGUCUGGAUCCUUGUCCUUUCUCUCGAAUUCCCUGAAGAAGCUUGUCCCCUUUCAGCUCCCUGGGUCGAAGAAUGAGCACAAAGAACCCAAAGAUAAAAAGAUAAAUAUACUGAUUCCUUUGUCUGGACGUUUUGAUAUGUUUGUGAGAUUUAUGGGAAACUUUGAGAAGACGUGUCUUAUCCCCAAUCAGAAUGUCAAGCUUGUCGUUCUGCUUUUCAAUUCCGACUCCAACCCCGACAAGGCCAAACAAGUUGAACUGAUGAGAGAUUACCGCAUUAAGUAUCCCAAAGCUGACAUGCAGAUUUUGCCUGUGUCUGGAGAGUUUUCAAGAGCUCUAGCCCUGGAAGUCGGAUCUUCCCAGUUUAAUAAUGAGUCUUUGCUCUUCUUCUGCGAUGUUGACCUCGUGUUUACUACAGAAUUCCUUCAGCGAUGCCGAGCAAAUACAGUUCUGGGCCAACAGAUAUAUUUCCCAAUCAUCUUUAGCCAGUAUGACCCAAAGAUUGUUUAUAGUGGGAAAGUUCCCAGUGACAACCAUUUUGCCUUUACUCAAAAAACUGGCUUCUGGAGAAACUAUGGGUUUGGCAUCACUUGUAUUUAUAAGGGAGAUCUUGUCCGAGUGGGCGGCUUUGAUGUUUCCAUCCAAGGCUGGGGGCUGGAGGAUGUGGACCUUUUCAACAAGGUUGUCCAGGCAGGUUUGAAGACAUUUAGGAGCCAAGAGGUAGGAGUAGUCCAUGUCCACCAUCCUGUCUUCUGUGAUCCCAAUCUUGAUCCCAAACAGUACAAGAUGUGCUUGGGGUCCAAAGCAUCAACGUAUGGAUCUACACAGCAGUUGGCUGAAAUGUGGUUGGAAAAAAAUGAUCCAAGUUACAGCAAAAGCAGCAAUAACGGCUCAGUGAGGACAGCCUAAUGUCCAGCUCUGCUGGAAAAGACGUUUUUAAUUAUCUAAUUUAUUUUUCAAAAAAUUUUUGUAUGAUCAGUUUUUGAAGUCCAUACAAGGAUAUAUUUUACAAGUGGUUUUAUUACAUAGGACUCCUUUAAGAUUGAGCUUUUUGAACAAGAAUGUGAUCAAUGUUUGCCUUUGAACACAUCUUCUUGCUGAACAUUAUAUAGCAGACCUGCUUAAUUUUGACUUGAAAUGUACCUGAUGAACAAAACUGUUUUUAUAUAUAUUUUCCUUUCAGACCCCUUUGCUACAUCCUAUGACAGAAAACAUGGAACCUGCAAAGUAUUAUUGUAACAAAACACUGUAACUCUGGUACAUGUUUUGUUAUGACUGUUAACAUUCACAGAUUCUACCUUUUGUCUUUUUUACAACAAUUUUUUUUUAAAAAGCCAUUUCAUGUUCCAGUUGUAAGAUAAGGAAAUAUAAUAAUAACUGUAUCAUCAUCUUCAGGACAGCUUUCCAAAGUUGAUCAUUUGCCCCAAACUAGACUCUGCUCAUCACGGUCUUGUAGGUUCUCAAAAAGCAAGAAGAGUCAGGAAAGCACAGUGAGAUGCGUGGCCGUUCUUGUUGCAAUUCAUUUGGCCUAAGUGGACCUGGCAUUAAAUUUCAAGAAGGAUUUGAUAUUUUUUCUUUCUGACCCUUCUCCUUAAAGGGUAAAAUAUUAAUGUUUAGAAUGACAAAGAAGAAUUAUUGUAAUAAACCUAAUGUACGCAAGCUAAAACAAAAACAUACACCCCCUAAUGAAAACAUUGGGGGAAAGUGUAUUUGGUUUUGUCCAUUUCAUCCUGUCUGUGUGAUUUUUGGUAGAGAUGGUUUUCAUUCUUUAAUUGCUGUUUUUUAUCCUUUUGUAUCUGAGAUACCUUUAAUUUAUUUAAUAUCCAUUGUUCAGAGCUCUGCCAUUUCUUGAGUACCCGUUAGUUAUUAGUAUUUAUGUGUAUCAGGAGUGUUUUAGUAUGUUUUAUUUGCAGUAAACCGAUCUCCAAAGAUUUCCUUUUGAAAACGCUUCCCCCCCUCCCUUUAAUUUUUACAUUCCUUACUGUUUUACUAAAUAUUAAGUGUUCUUUGACAAUUUUGGUGCUCACGUGUUUUGGGGACAAAAGUAAAAUGAAUCUGUCAUUAUACCGGAAAGUUUGUUUUAAACUCACAGAUCAAAUGUGCCUUAAUAAAUUUUUUUUUUUCAUUUAGAUUUCAAACGGUGAUAGACUUGCCAUUUUAAUAUAUGUCAUUGGAGAUCUGCUUAUUUGUAAAUAGCGUAUUGCUCAUUUGGAAAAAUAAACCAGUGAACAAUAUUUUUCUAUUGUACUUUUCAGGACCAUUUUGUCUCAUUAUUCCUGUUUUAGCUGAAGAAUUGUAUUACAUUUGGACAGUAAAAAACUUAAAGCACG